AUGGCCAAGGUAGGGCCCAAAUGGGAUUACCAUCUCCGAAAGGCUAGUCGCAUCGCACGCAUCUCAUUGGCAAUAAUCCUCCGCGACAGCCGAAUGAGGAGCCGGGGCGGCUGGGAUCCGUACCCCGCUCUCUCCGGCUUUUUCUCCGGGUCCUGGUCUGCAAGCUCAACCCCGUAUCUGGACGAAAGCAUUGCUAGGUAUGGUUUAUGGGUACGGGCGAGCGGGUUGUCACCUCCCGGCUUGACCCAAGAUCCUGAUCAGGAUCGUCGGACCUUAGCCUCCGGAGUGGCCAAGCCCUCCGCCUUUCUCACCCAUUCUCACCCGUUCUCCCAUUAUCAGUCCGGUGUAAAGAAUCUCUCCGAUCAACCGUCCGUAGGACACUCCGUACGACCCUCCGCACAAUCCUCCGCAUUGUUCCUCAAACUUCAAAUGCUCGGUAGCCUCCGUCAGGACUCGGGAAUAUGGGUGACCGACUAUUUUUCCAUCCAACGACCAUCUACCAUCAUCGAAACGACGGUCGACAUCAUACUUCUCUCAUCCUCGAAAACCUUCUUCCCUUCUUGA
Messenger RNA from Sodiomyces alkalinus F11, 564 nucleotides. RefSeq lists its product as hypothetical. Lineage: Eukaryota; Fungi; Ascomycota; Sordariomycetes; Glomerellales; Plectosphaerellaceae. The record is from RefSeq and is a predicted model, not a curated record. The transcript is spliced from 6 exons. The coding region runs from base 1 to 564 and encodes 187 amino acids.